Molecule: messenger RNA, 1623 nt
Organism: Dentiscutata erythropus
Lineage: Eukaryota; Fungi; Glomeromycota; Glomeromycetes; Diversisporales; Gigasporaceae
Source: the annotation of a GenBank genome assembly
AUGUUCGCAAACCCUACUCGGUCAGUACCUGAAAACCUGAAAAAUGAGAUUUCCAAGUUUUUUGAGUCGAGUGAAUUGGCUGAAAAAGAAAUAAAAGUAAUCCAUGAAUUAGUUAACACCGCUCUGCAUCAAGACCCUAUUGAUGAUUCGAAAUACAUGAUGGAAGAUUUGAUUGAGAUUAUGACUAAAAGAUAUUCGAAAGAUCCUGAAUUAGUCAAUCUUUUGGAAAGAUUUUUAGUUACACAAUUGUGGAAUGACAUUACAAAACCACCUACUAUGCUUGCUGGAUACAGUUACCGUAGCAGUGAUGGAUCCGACUACAGCAGGCUCAGACUCUAUUCACAAAUUGGAAAAGCCGGUUCCCAAUAUGCGCGAACUGUUCCUAUGCAAAAACCUUUUAGUAAACUUCCUGAUGCUAGUCAAAUUUUUGAUAGUGUCAUGAGGCGUGAUAAAUUCAUCCCUCAUGGUUCUGGUAUCAGUGCAACGUUGUUCUAUCUGGCCAUAAUAAUUACGCAUGAUUUAUUCAAUUCUGAUCCUCGUAAUUAUUCAAUCAAUCGAAACUCCUCCUACGCUGACCUUUCUCCAUUGUACGGAAGUAGUGAUGAAGAACUGGCUAAAGUUCGUACCGGUGUAUUAGGUCAAUUAAAGCCAGACACGUUUGCUGACUCUCGAAUGCUUGUACAACUACCAGGUGUAUUCAAGGAUGACGAGCACCUCUUUCAAACAGCUCGGCUGAUUAAUUGCGGAUAUUACCUGAAAAUCAUUCUCCGUGAUUAUCUUAGUUCUAUACUUGGUCUCGAUCAAACUCCAUCAGACUGGUUCCUCGAUCCAACAAAGCCUUAUGCCAUCUCGGACUCUGAUGCGGAAUGGAUUGACAAUGAGUUCAAACGCAUUCUGGGAACAGAUAAUUUAGAAAAUGUCGAUCCAAAGACAUUUGUGAUGAAGAUGGUUGAGUGGCAAAAUACUCUACCCAAAGAACCAUCUAAAUGGACAUUUAAUAAUAUGAAAAGAGAUGAAAAUGGAAAAUUCGCAGAUAGUUCUUUCGGAGCGAAUAAUAUUCCCGCAGCUUUACGUAUUAUCGAGAUUGCUGGAAUUCAAGUAGCUAGAGACUUGGGAGUAUGCAGUCUUAACGAUCUUCGCAAAUUCCUUAACUUGGUACCUUAUACUUCAUUUGAGGACAUGACAGAAGAUAAAGAAUUAGCAAUCAAACUUAAAACCCUUUAUGGUGAUAUUGAUAAUGUUGAAUUGUAUCCUGGUCUCAUGACAGAAAAGACUAAGAUCGCUGGCAAAUUGGGCUCAGCGAUUGGGCUUCCUUUCACAGUUAGCCGUGGUAUUCUGUCAGAUGCGGUUAAUCUCGUACGAAACGAUCGUUUCGCAACAGAUGAUUUAAACCAGCAUAAUACAGGAUGUUGGGAUUGGAAAAACCUUGAAAUUCCUGAAAAGCAAUUUGAGUCAGGUGGCAUUAUACAACAACUUAUCCUAAAACAUCUCCCUGGUAUUUAUUCCAAUAAUUCGGUUUAUGCUUUAUACCCUUUCACCAUACCCACAAGAACUAAGGAGAUACUUACACAACGUGGUGACGAACUACAGAAGGUUAUCGAUUUUAGCAAGCCUAAGAUUUGA